AUGAGCAUGCGACGCCACCUGUCCGACUUUGGGUGUGUCGGCUCGCUCCACGUCACGCUGAAACCAGACUACUACUUCAAGACCGUUGUUGAUGGUCAUAAUGGUAGACCGGUGCACCUCACGCCUGUAGUGAUCACUGACGCCUCGACACCCGGACAGGAGUCCUCAAUAAGCCUGUUCAACUAUACGAAUGACCUCGUCCUACCUCCGUCCAGCAACGCCACUUGCGAUACGAGUACUUUCGCCCACAAUCUCAACAAUCGCUUGCUGACUGCUCCAAGGGCGAAGAUCGCCGAGAUCCUUGGUUCGGGAUCGGGUGAAGGAUCCACCAUCACUCGGCCAUCAAGCAUCAUGCGACAGCUGGAUCCACAGCAGUGGAGUAAUGCGGCACAUGACAUUGCCUGGAGCAGGGCAUUCGCGUACGGUGGCAGCGGAGUCCAAAUGAUGCGCCACGAAACGAGCCUCCCUGGACCUGGAGGAAGCAAGCACCCCGAGGAUGAGGUCUUUGCUUAUUUCGGUCGCGGCAUCGAUUGCUUCAGCCUUCGAAUCCAGCCAGGUCUUGUACUCAGCCACCAUUCUGCGGAAGACCGUGACCCAAGGCAAAGCACAUGGCGAUACACCAUCGUCUAUCAUGACAGGGUCACAAAGCACACGAGGAUCGUUCCGGAGCGACUCGUGGCGAGACUGCGCAGCAUUGUGGAUAGGCUGGCCAAUGAAAGGUGUACCUUCACUGCCAGCUCGAGCAAGGAGCUUUACAGCCAGCUUGAGUCGAAGACCAGCAACCUCAACCAAUCGGUGAAGGAGUGGUUGGAGACGCGCGACCAGGCGAAGGUGUUAUGCGAUAUCGCAGCUUACUGCCGGCCCGCCGGGCCCGUGACCCGUCGGGCUUGA
This is a messenger RNA of Dioszegia hungarica, 891 nucleotides long. RefSeq lists its product as uncharacterized. NCBI's taxonomy places the organism in Eukaryota, Fungi, Basidiomycota, Tremellomycetes, Tremellales, Bulleribasidiaceae. The coding region runs from base 1 to 891 and encodes 296 amino acids. The record is from RefSeq and is a predicted model, not a curated record. The transcript has a single exon.